AUAUAAUUACAGAAAUAUUUUUAGAAUAUUUAAAUUCUAUUAGAUUUAUUUUUUUAUUUUAAAUAAGCGCAGCAAAGUUAUAGCUCAAUUUAAUGUCUAUAAAGAUUUUAGUGUAUGUAGGAAUAAAAGAGCGUUUCCUUGUAAACAAACCAAUGUUAUGACUUUUUAUGCAUGUUGAUGCUUCAAACAGCCAAUAAUCCAAUGUGUGUGCUGUGACAAGCUAGUCAAUGAUUAAUUGUCUUUGAGUUGCUCGGGAGAAAUGGGAGGAAGAGCCAGGUGGCAAGGAGAUGCUCCAGUGGACGUGGAGCCCGCCGACUUCCUCCCCGAUUUGAAGUAACUUUUUCCAGCCAUGUUGAAGUGGAAGCUAUUUAGAGUGAGGAACGCUCUGGUGAGAGAAUGCAUGGCCGAAUUCUUGGGGACUUUUGUCUUGCUGCUUUUCGGCUGCUCGGCUGCAGCGCAGGUCAAGACCAGCAGGGAGAUGAAAGGACAGUUUUUGUCAAUUAACAUGUCCUUCUCUGUGGGUGUGAUGUCAGCGAUGUACCUCACAAAAGGCAUCACAGGUGCCCAUCUGAACCCGGCUGUAACCCUCAGUUUCUGUCUGUUGGGCCAGGUGCCAUGGAGUAGGCUUCUGCCAUACUGGCUCUCACAGCUGCUGGGAGCUUAUGUGGCUUCAGGACUGGUCUACCUGGUUUAUUAUGACGCCAUCAUGGAUUUUAGUGGAGGAGUACUGACUGUGUAUGGCGUAAAUGAGACAGCGUCAAUAUUUGCCACGUAUCCCUCUGAGUUUCUCACUUUGGGCAGGAGUUUCCUGGACCAGGUAGUGGGCACCGGCAUGCUAAUGCUAUGUAUCCUGGGUCUGGAUGAGAAGAGGAACACUCCCGCUCCCAACCAGCUGAUUCCUGCUAUUGUGGCAGUGAUCGUCCUGGGCAUCUCCAUGUCCAUGUCGGGCAACUGUGGGGCAGCCAUAAAUCCCGCUCGCGAUCUAGGACCUCGACUUUUUACUCUGACUGCAGGCUGGGGCUCUGAAGUGUUCACAUGCGUCAAGGACCGGUACCAGUUGGGGACCACUGCUCUAUACAACAGCACCAAUCUGCUGUUUUUAAGGUGUUACAACUACUGGUUCUGGGUCCCCAUGGUAGCCCCCCUAAUCGGUGGUGUUCUAGGUUCUGUUGUUUACGUAAGCUUCAUCCACUGGCACCUUCCCCCUGACUCUGACACCCACAAAGACAGGGACACGCCCUCCAUCGACAGUGACGACGUCAUCAAGCAGCCUCCCGCCAAAGCCCUGAUUAGCAAAAAGCUAAAGACGGCUUCAUUCUGACACUUUCAUUCCCGGACUUUUUUUCUACAUUUUAUUCUGAGAGCCUGACAGACAGAGUGGAUGCAGCUCAUCUAAUCGUUUUUUUAUGUGUAUUCUUAAUUAUGUCUGCUGUCAAUCCAAAUGGCAGGGUUGUAUUUAUUUGUAUAUGCUGCAAAAAUAUGAAAUAAAUCAAUCAAUGAUUUUU
This is a messenger RNA of Nerophis ophidion (straightnose pipefish), 1505 nucleotides long. RefSeq names its product aquaporin 10a (gene aqp10a). Gene Ontology annotation, cellular component: basolateral plasma membrane; plasma membrane. Gene Ontology annotation, molecular function: water channel activity; glycerol channel activity; urea transmembrane transporter activity. Gene Ontology annotation, biological process: water transport; glycerol transmembrane transport. The record is from RefSeq and is a predicted model, not a curated record. Bases 350 to 1321 code for a protein of 323 amino acids. Lineage: Eukaryota; Metazoa; Chordata; Actinopteri; Syngnathiformes; Syngnathidae. The transcript is spliced from 7 exons.